AUGUCCUAUUGUGCAGGAACAAGAGCGCAUGGGGAGGAUGCUGUGAGUGAAGCAGGGAGGACAGCACCACGGGGUGGUGGCGUGGGCUGGUGGAGGGGAGCAGUGGAGACGUGGUGGUGCGGCCGGGGCAGAGGAGAGUGCACAGGGGUGGAGGAGGAUGCUGAGAGGCAGUGUGUGGUGCUGCUGACAUGUGAGGACACGGGGUGUGGCAUCGCAGAGGAGGAGCAGCGCGACGUGUUUCAGGCGUUCAUGCAGGUAUCGCUCAUGGGUGGCAGCAUUGGGUUGCUCAGCACAGAGGGUCACGGCACCACUCUGCAUGUCGCUCUGCCCAUGCCUGUUGCGCUUGCCACUGCCGCUGCCACUGCCGCUGCCACUGCCGCUGCUGCUGCAGCUGACGAAGGACAACCCAUCAACCGUCCCUUUGUUCUCACCACUCUCAACCCCCCCGUACCCCCCUGUGCGGGCCAGGUGGUGGUAGGCAGCGCCAUCUGCGCCCCUCUGUUCUCACCCCUCUGCACCCCCCUAUACCCCCGCACCCCUCUUAUCACACAGGUGGUGGUGGACGACAACAUGAUCAACCGGCGGGUGGCAGCGAUCACGCUGGCGCGGUACGGGGCGGAGGUGGCGCUGGCAGAGUCGGGCGAGGCGGCGCUGCGCCUGCUGCAGGCGUGCCACUCCUUCCGCCUCGUGGUCAUGGACCUCCUUAUGCCCGGCCUCGACGGCUUCCACACCACCGCCCGCCUGCGCGCAUUCGAGGCCGCCGCCCAGGCGGCCCAAGACGUGCAUCGCAUACCAGUGUGGAGGCCAUGGAGAGGGGCUGGCAGCAGCGGCAACGAAUUCAUGUGGUGGCCAUGUCAGCAGAUGUAG
Closterium sp. Naga37s-1 is the source of this 867-nucleotide messenger RNA. The record is from the annotation of a GenBank genome assembly. Lineage: Eukaryota; Viridiplantae; Streptophyta; Zygnematophyceae; Desmidiales; Closteriaceae.